Molecule: messenger RNA, 585 nt
Organism: Durio zibethinus
Lineage: Eukaryota; Viridiplantae; Streptophyta; Magnoliopsida; Malvales; Malvaceae
Source: RefSeq, a predicted model, not a curated record
AUGAUAUUAGAUUCUGAAUUCGAACCAAAGAUUGCAGACAUUGGAAUGGCAAAAUUGGCCUGUGACCUGGAUUCGAGUUCCACAAGAUCUGCAAUUGUUGGAACAUUGGGCUACAUAGCACCCGAGAAUGCAUACUCAACUCGAUUGACAGAGAAAUGCGAUGUCUACGGCUAUGGAGUAAUUCUGCUAGAGAUUCUUUGCGGAAAAUUGCCUGUAGACCCUUGCUUCGAGGAUGACCUAGAUAUCGUCUCGUGUACUAGAAAUAACCUACUGGAAAAUGAAGAAUACGUUUGCUUCCUUGAUAAGGAGAUCAGCCUAUGGCUCAAUGAUAAACGACUAAAGGCCCUAGAUUUGCUGGAACUGGCACUUCAAUGCACUCAAUCUAUGGCUGAUAGAAGACCCUCCAUGGGGAUAUUCCCAUUAUAUUUGAGAAAUUCAAGUCAACGGCAGUGUAGUGGCAUGACCAGGCUGCAGCUAGUAACUCUUGCCGAGGUUGAGAGGCUCACAAUCAGAAAGAGCCCAAUCCAAAGUCCCAAACCCCCCAAGUUGCUUUUGCUGACAGAGUACAACAAUGCACUUUCAUAG